CAUGUGCCGUGGCUUUCUGACAAGCAAACUGUUUGCACUCUGUGGCUGGAGAGAAUUGAGGCUCAGGCCAGUACGUACCAUCCAGUCUCAAGUCAAUUCUUUGUUGAACCUUGGGAGGCAGGAACGUCCAAUCCUCCAGAAGGGUCGGUAACCGGAUGGUCGUGUCCGUGACUCCUUCCUGUCUAUCGCCAGUCUGCGUGGUCUCAUCACGUUAUCCAUCCCCUCGAAUUUGCUACAAUAAAUCCACUGUAGCACGGUCAUCCCCGCCAUCAGAUGCUUCGUGUUGGCAUUCUCACGCUCGACGUCUGCCGUGAUACCUGUCAUGACUACUGGAAUCACCUCCUACUAAACUUCCUUUCUGACGGUGGCGUUGCGACUAUACGGACAUAUAAUACACGAUUGUCAAUGGCCCAGCGUGAUUCAAUCCAGCAUGUUUUUUGUCUGUUGCCAGAAAUUCCGAACAUGGAAAAAUGUCCAGUUUUCUGUCCCCUGCCAGAUACCCCCAAGGAGCUUUCUAGAGCAGUGUUCUCUUGGCUGCGCAUCAUAUAUCUCUCUGCUAUAUUUCUGUGUCACUUUCAUGAAUUUACUCCUCAUUCUCGGUUAAGCAUGGACCGUGAAGAUAGAAUCGCCGUUGCGCAGGUGAAGAACCUUUGCCAGUCCCUUCACCAUCACCGGCCUAAGAUGCGACAUUCUUCACUCUGCCAGCUCUUUGAUCUGCUAUUCUUCAUGUCACCAGCCCGGCGUCUACGGGCCUUGAUGGAGCAGGCUCAGAUUCAAGGUUCUGUCCCGUCAAGGUCAGAUGUGUUGCCUGAGCAACACCAAGGUUUACUACACCAACCUGUCAACCCACGCAAUUCACUCCUAUACUCCAGGUGAAUUGACCACAGGUUCCAGGAAACAAAUAUUCAUUCCCGCUACAGGAUAAAAGCCUGCUCUCAACGCUCUCCCACUUCUUCCCAAAACACCCUUUCUCCUCCAGCCUUCGACCAUCAGCAGAAGCCUCCCAGAAUAUCUACGACCUCAAAGCGCCUCCAAGCCUCAGAUAUCAACCAA
This is a messenger RNA of Neurospora hispaniola, 1053 nucleotides long. RefSeq lists its product as uncharacterized. Bases 274 to 876 code for a protein of 200 amino acids. The record is from RefSeq and is a predicted model, not a curated record. Lineage: Eukaryota; Fungi; Ascomycota; Sordariomycetes; Sordariales; Sordariaceae. The transcript is spliced from 2 exons.